AUGGAUUCCGUUGGGACUUUGAUUGCCAAUGUAUCAACAGCUUGUAUAAUGGCUGCCCUUGCCAGUGUGAAGAGUGCGCUUGGAGAGAGGUCAAAACAGCUACCAAAGAUGAAAGAGCCACGAGUUUUGCCAAAAGUGUGUAAGGAAAAAAUCAGAAACAUCAUUGGUCAGCAUUAUUCCAAGCCUAAGGCCACUCAACCAGAGAUGGUGGUGAUUGAAUAA
Molecule: messenger RNA, 222 nt
Organism: Sphenostylis stenocarpa
Lineage: Eukaryota; Viridiplantae; Streptophyta; Magnoliopsida; Fabales; Fabaceae
Source: the annotation of a GenBank genome assembly